Seminavis robusta is the source of this 1011-nucleotide messenger RNA. NCBI's taxonomy places the organism in Eukaryota, Bacillariophyta, Bacillariophyceae, Naviculales, Naviculaceae. The record is from the annotation of a GenBank genome assembly.
CAGUCGUACUUUACCAGCACUACGUGACGUAGCGGUGAUGUAGACAAGUCAUCUGGUUUUGAAGAACGGAGAGAGUUUGGCGUUUCGUUGAUCAUAGCCCGCUCCCCGGGCUCACUCGGCACAAUUUUUGAAACAAACACAAAGAUGAAACUCACGCACCUAUUCCAUCCCAACAAAUGGGUCAAACGCGACGACAUCAAGAUCCCAGCAUUCAUAGAGAUCCCCGCCAAGAAUGAUGGAGAUGCUUCGAGCGAGUCGAGCACCAACUUUAGUGACUCCACACGAAGCGAAAAAAGGAACGGCAGGAGCAGCGGUGACAAGAAGAGGACCUCAAAACGGUCUGUGGUUGCGAACGAUCGCUCGGCGAAUGAAAAAGUGGUGUUUGACUUCUUGGCAGCCAUGAAUAAUCACUCCUCUGUGGGAGAAAAGCUCAGCUUCUUCUCCUCUGCUGCAGUCCCUGUCAAGUUUGAAGAUGCCCCAAGUGUAACGUCGGAGUUCUACAUUCUUGAAACCCACAAGGCACAGAAGAGUUUCCCUGAUAUCCAUUUUCAAUGGGUGUCCAUCAAGGAGACCAAAGCUGGGACCGUUCUUGUGGAGGACCUUCAAGUGGGUGGAACACAUACUGGUGAGCCGUAUGCCUUUGCCAACUUCCCUCCAAUCCCAGCAACAAACAAGCAUAUCAAUAAUGAUCCAGAAAGGUUGUGGAUCACUGUCAGGGAUGGGAAAAUUGCAAUAAUGGAUGUCAUUUCUUUGGGGGAUACCACCGGCCCCCUUGGCUUUUACACUCAGGUGGGCGGGAACAUGUAUAUGCCUCCGCCAUCAGAUGUUUCGCCUUCUGGUGAUUGAGCAAGCAUGGUGGAGGACAUUCGCGCCGCAGCAUCGUAUUCAAUCAACAUGAGAGCCAUUAUCCUUUUUCUCUCGGUUGACCCGACGUCUGCUAAAAGCUUGCCACGUUGUAGCGCGCUUGCUUUGGUGGGGGUAAAAUAGAAAUUAGAGUUGCGUUCUUCCCAG